Aspergillus ochraceoroseus IBT 24754 is the source of this 1054-nucleotide messenger RNA. Its product is annotated as translation initiation complex factor eIF1A. The record is from RefSeq and is a predicted model, not a curated record. Lineage: Eukaryota; Fungi; Ascomycota; Eurotiomycetes; Eurotiales; Aspergillaceae. Gene Ontology annotation, molecular function: RNA binding; translation initiation factor activity. The coding region runs from base 459 to 788 and encodes 109 amino acids. The transcript has a single exon. Gene Ontology annotation, cellular component: cytoplasm. Gene Ontology annotation, biological process: translational initiation.
AUCUGUGUCUAUCCCUAUAUUCUCCUCAGUUAUUGAACUUGCUGUCCGACUGUCAGGGACCUUUUCAAAAUGCCCAAGAAUAAGGGAAAGGUAUGAUUCCAAACUCUUGCCCUCCCCCCUCCCUCAACGAUAGACCCCGCCUUUUGCCAGACUUUUCGCUUUGUGCCGCCCAAAUUCGCCCCCUUGCUCCUCCCACGAUACCUUCAGCACGAUCGGUGUUUGUGAAGCCUGUAAGGUGCGAACAUCAUGCUGGAGGGAUUAUUUUGGAGCAGACGAACUUGGGUUGCAAAAGCGGUCUAACAAAAGGCGCAUCCAUCCUUCGCCACUGAGACCACAGGCUGACACAAUUAUGCGUACAGGGUGGUAAGAACCGUCGUCGUGGAAAGAACGAGAACGACAACGAGAAGCGUGAACUCGUCUUCAAGGAGGAAGGCCAGGAGUAUGCUCAGGUCGUGAAGAUGCUCGGCAACGGCCGUCUCGAGGCCCUCUGCUUUGACGGCGAGAAGCGACUGGCACACAUCCGAGGCAAGCUGAGGAAGAAGGUUUGGAUCAACCAGGGCGAUAUCAUCCUUCUCUCGCUUCGUGACUACCAAGACGAAAAGGGUGACGUGAUCAUGAAGUACACCGCCGACGAGGCGAGAAGUCUCAAGGCCUACGGCGAGCUGCCCGAGCACGCCAAGAUCAACGAGACCGAUACCUAUGGCCACGAAGGAUUCGAGGACAAUGUCGAAUUCGACGAGGAUCGCGACAGCGAAGACGAGAAGGAGAUCGAUGUCGAUGAGCUCUAAACCCCACCCCACAACCUCCCAUAUCUUUGCAUUCAUACUCCUCCCAAGAGCCACUGGGUUCUUCCCGCCAGCCUCGACGGUUUCUUUGGCCUUUCCUUCUUUUACCGACACCAAGUCUCUUUUGAUUUUUACCCCGGAGAGAACCUUUUACGCCAGUAAAAGGCUCUUCUUGGCACUUCGGUUUUCUUUCGAUUUUCCCUUUAUAUUCCCGGGACGGUGACAGGACGGUGAGGAUGAGAAAUCAUGGCUUGCGGCGCCUUCCCCGC